Messenger RNA from Fusarium oxysporum Fo47, 658 nucleotides. Its product is annotated as mitochondrial 37S ribosomal protein uS13m. Bases 110 to 469 code for a protein of 119 amino acids. The transcript is spliced from 3 exons. Gene Ontology annotation, biological process: translation. The record is from RefSeq and is a predicted model, not a curated record. NCBI's taxonomy places the organism in Eukaryota, Fungi, Ascomycota, Sordariomycetes, Hypocreales, Nectriaceae. Gene Ontology annotation, cellular component: mitochondrion; small ribosomal subunit; ribosome. Gene Ontology annotation, molecular function: structural constituent of ribosome; RNA binding.
AUUAACCCGAGUUUUACCGAAUUGUCCAUCUUUUUCCAACUGCACGUCUGGUCGGCUUCGGUUUGGAGAUCUAGGCAUGCGACUGUGAUACCCACGAUAAUCCGUCACCAUGGUGUUCCUCGCAGGAGUCAGCUUCGGCGACCAGAAGCUCGUCAAGAAAGCCCUCGAGUCCUUCUACGCUCUUGGGCCCACAGUAUCUGCCCGAAUUAUGGCAAAAUACUCGAUUCACAAGCUCGCCAAGGUCGGAUCCCUCGCUCCCAGAACCGUCACUCACAUUACGGCCGAAUUAUCACAAAUGACCAUCGAAACGGACGCCCGCCGCUUGUUACAAGAGAAUAUUCGACGACUAAAGGAUAUGGGAUCAUACCGGGGUAGACGUCACGCAAUGGGUCUGCCAGUCCGUGGUCAACGAACAAGGACACAGACGGCGACGGCCAACAGACUCAACAGGGUGGAACGACGAGGUUAAGCGCAUCAUUGGAAGAGUGGGUUACCUGGGUUUGGGUAUGAAUAUCGGCAAAUAUCCCCAGAGAGGAUGUUAUGGCAUGUCUAAAUGCUAGAGAGAUUACACCGAGGAGAAACGACAAGCCAGGCUAUCUCCUUGUUAUGCAAGACUUGUAUAUAUAAUGUACGAUCAAAUGGAAAUGAAUUCUAUGUG